Schistosoma mattheei is the source of this 1776-nucleotide messenger RNA. The record is from the annotation of a GenBank genome assembly. NCBI's taxonomy places the organism in Eukaryota, Metazoa, Platyhelminthes, Trematoda, Strigeidida, Schistosomatidae.
AUGGUGAUAAUACUAUUCAUCCUUUUAAUUCUAGUAACAACUAAUGUAUGUAAAGAUACUAAAUCAACUAUGAUGAAUUCUGUAAAUAUUGGUGGAACUACAAAAUCAAGACUUAAACGAUUAUGGAAUAAUUGGCGUAUCAAUUCACAUCCAGUAAAAUCGGAUUAUAUUCCUGAUGAACUAGCGAAUAACAUUAUCACCUUGAUUGAUUGUUUGGAUAAUGAUGAAGCUUGUUCCGUUGAAGGAUUAUUUCGUAAACCUGGACAUACCUUACGUAAACGUCAAAUACAAGAGGCUGUGUUCCAAACAACUUUCGAUCCAAACGCUUUCCAACUGAAUAAAUAUAAUUUUCAUGAUUUUGCAAGUGCAUUAAAAUCAGUAUUGGUGCGUUUACCAACACCAUUAUUUACGGAACAUUUAUUACCAUUAUUCUUACAAGUAGCUGCUUUAAGAAAAUUUGAUCAAUUUCAUUUAAAGAAUAAUAAUAAUAAUAAACCUCUCAUUACCCAGGAUACAAAUUCAUCAUCAUCAUCAUCCUGCUCCAUAAAUAAUGAUUAUUUAAUUCAUUUAAUUGAAAGUAAACAAAUUAAAGCAAUCCGUUUAUUAAUUCAAUUAUUACCUAAUACAAAUAUGAAAAUAUUAAAAUGUUUAUUACAUUUAUUAAUUCGUGUUAAAAAUUUAAAUUCUAUUAAUCGUAUGACAAGUUCAUGUUUAGGUACAAUAUUUGGACCAGUAUUAUUAUCAAAUGAUUUAUUAUAUGAAACAAUUAAAAGUUUAAAAAACCAUAAACAACCACCAAUUGAAUGUCAAGAAAAAUGUCUUCAACUAAAUUCUAUCACAAGUUUAUUAAUUGAAAUUGGUUUAGAUAUAUUUUUAUUACCUUAUUCAUUGGUACAAGAUAUUUGUACUAAUAGUCCUUACAUGACAAUAUUUAAAACAGACUGUCAACCAUUACAUAAUACGAUGAAACAACAAUCGAUGCAAAUAAAGAAUAAUCGAUUGACAUUAUUAUUAUCCCCACAGUUACGUCAUUUGAAUCAAGUUCAAACAAAUAAAGAAGAUGCUAAACAAUUAGACGAUUCACCACCAUUACGUACAGCUAUUAGAUUUGCUACACCGACACCGACAAGUUUAGCUAAUUUUCAAAUGUUAGAUUCAUCACCUAUGGAGAUUUCACGAACACUUAAAAGUAAACAACAAUUGAAAUUAGAGAAUUGUAUAGAACAAACACCAGUAUUGAAAUGGAGUCGAUCAGUAGGUGAAAUCUCCUCAGAUUAUACAAUACAAUAUUCUGCUGAGAAAUCUCAACAUGAUGAUGAAAAUUUGAAUGUUACUUCUGUACGAUCAUCAAAGUUAUUGAAAAUGUCGAUGAAUAUGAAUUAUUUAUCACCUUCGAAAUACACUAAUUAUGCAAAUGAACAUUUAGAGGAUAUAUGUGUUGAUAGUGUACGAAGAAAAUUUGUCAAAAAAAGACGAUUCACUGAGUUACGUUUACCUUCAACUAUAAAUCGAACAGGUGGUGGUAGAAAUUGUCAUCGUCGUUAUUUAUUCUCACCAUGUCCCCCUAUUCCUUUAUUACCAUUUAAACGUAUAGGUGGAGAAAAACGUAACUUGACUAUUUCUCCAUUAUCUACUAUUAAAGGAACUUUAACAAAUACAGUUAUACCAUCAUGUAAUAUUGUAUAUGUGUUACAAUAUUACUUUUACUUUGUAUAUAACUAUCUAUCUUUAUCAGAUCAAUUUAGAAGAAAGUUUGAACUAUUUCAACUGUGUUAG